AUGACGGAACCUGAUCUAUCUAUCUAUCUAUCUAUCUAUCUAUCUAUCUAUCUAUCUAUCAUAUGCUAUGCUUCUUGGACCGACAUUUUGACUAAAGAGCUUUCUUCAGAUGGAAAAUUGGGAAAGAUAAGGUUUCUCUCUCUCUCUCUCUCUCUCUCUCUCUCUCUCUCUCUCUCUCUCUCUCCCAUUCACACAUCUCGCUCACAGACUUUUUUUUUAUUUUCUUAUUCUGUAGAUUUUUCUCUGUCUGUCUUUCUUCUUCCUUUCUCUUACUCGAUUUCUCUUUCUUUAUUUCUGUCACUUUUUCUGUUCAUUUCUUUUUCUCUUUGUUUCUUUCUUUGCAUUACUCUCCCUAACUAUCUACUUUUCUCUUUCUCUUUUUAUUUUUCUUUCUUUCUUUCUUUCUUUCUUUCUUUCUUUCUUUCUUUCUUUCUUUCUUCAUCUCUCUAUCUUUCUUUAUCUAUCUAUCUAUCUAUCUAUCUAUCUAUCUAUCUAUCUAUCUAUCUAUCUAUCUAUCAAACUAACUAA
Messenger RNA from Acanthosepion pharaonis, 528 nucleotides. NCBI's taxonomy places the organism in Eukaryota, Metazoa, Mollusca, Cephalopoda, Sepiida, Sepiidae. The record is from the annotation of a GenBank genome assembly.